Molecule: messenger RNA, 2643 nt
Organism: Aureobasidium pullulans EXF-150
Lineage: Eukaryota; Fungi; Ascomycota; Dothideomycetes; Dothideales; Saccotheciaceae
Product: ATP-dependent DNA ligase
Exons: 3
Coding region: 1-2643 (880 amino acids)
Biological process (GO): lagging strand elongation; DNA biosynthetic process; Okazaki fragment processing involved in mitotic DNA replication
Cellular component (GO): nucleus; mitochondrion
Molecular function (GO): DNA binding; ATP binding; DNA ligase (ATP) activity
Source: RefSeq, a predicted model, not a curated record
AUGCCUCCCAAGCAGCAAUCUACGCUCGGCAAUUUCUUCGGAAAGCCCAAUGGUUCCAAACCCACCCCUCAACAGUCGAGGCUCUCUUUCGCAACAAAACCAAAGCCCGAGCCCAAGAAGGCCAAGGAUGAAGACCAGGCCGAGGUCGAAGAUGGUCCGUCAGAAGUCAACAAGGCUGCAGUGAAGGAGGAGGCUACCCAGGAUCUCAAGGAAGAGCCCAAGGAGGACAUCACAUCGCCAAAGCCGACCAAAGCAACAAAGAAGAGAGCUGCCGAAGUUAAGGAAGAAGAGGAAGAAGAAGCUGUCGCCUCAGAAGAAGAGCCUCCGACCAAAAGACAGCGCAAGAAGCCAGCCGCAAAGCCCACAAGCCCAAAGAAGAAGGCAAAACAAGAGCCGGUUGAAGAAAUGGAAGGGCCCGUCAAGAAGGCCAAGGCGACACCGAAGAAGCCUGUGGACAAUGCGCCAGCACCUGCCAAAGUCGACGAGGAAGACAUCGCAAUGAAGGACGGUUCCGAAAGCGAUCCACAGUCAGAGGCAGAGGAAGUCGAGUCAGACGAGGAAGAACAACCCGAGAAGGCGGCAAAGGCCCGCGAGAAGGUCCAGAGCACAUUCAAGUCCAACACGAAAGAUCCAUACCCUGACUGGAAGGCUGGCGACCCAGUACCUUACGCUGCGCUCUGCACCACAUUCUCCAAGAUUGAGAUGACGACGAAGCGUCUUGAGAUCAUGGCACAUUGUUCCUUGUUCCUCAGACAAGUUCUUCGCCUCACCCCUCAGGACUUGCAACCAACCGUUCUACUCAUGCUCGGAAAACUCGCAGCAGACUAUGCUGGUAUCGAGCUGGGAAUUGGCGAGAGUCUCAUCAUGAAGGCAAUUGGCGAGUCCACAGGUCGAUCACUCAAAAUCAUCAAGGAGGACCAACAAAAGAUCGGCGAUCUUGGUCUCGUUGCGGCAAAGAGCAAGGGCAGUCAGCCCACCAUGUUCAAGCCAAAGCCCUUGACUGUUCGUGGUGUACAUGAGCAACUCAUGGCUAUUGCCAAGAUCGAGGGUUCUGGUGGCCAAGGUCGCAAGGUUUCUGGUAUUCACAAGUUGCUUUCUGCUGCCGACGCAAAUCUGCCAAAGGGCAAGGGAGUCGAUAUCGAAGAGAAUAAGGGUGGAGCGAGCGAAGCAAAGUUCAUCGUGCGCACACUUGAAGGAAAGAUGCGCCUGGGUCUGGCAGACAAAACUGUGCUUGUCUCGGUAGCUUCAGCCAUGACUUAUCACGAUGUCAUGACCAAGACCAACAAGGCUCCUAGCACCGAGCAACUGGAGAAGGGUGAACGCGUCCUGAAGAACGUCUACAACGAACUCCCCAGCUACGAAGUCAUCAUUCCUGCAUACCUCGAGAACGGCGUGUUCGACCUGCACGAUGCAUGCAAGCUUCAACCAGGUGUUCCGCUCAAGCCCAUGUUGGCCAAGCCGACCAAGUCUAUCACUGAAGUCCUUGACCGCUUCGAGGGCAAAGACUUUACCUGCGAGUACAAGUACGAUGGAGAAAGAGCACAGAUUCACUUUGUCGCCCACGAUGCCGAUCUGACCUACGCCACUGCUGCCCCUACUGCUGGCAACUCUGCAAAGGGCGUUUCCAACAUCUUUUCGAGAAACAGUGAAGAUUUGUCGAAGAAGUACCCUGAUAUUCUCGCAAAGCUGCCCACUUGGGUCAAGGACGGUACCAAGAGUUUUGUGCUGGACUGCGAGACCGUCGCCUGGGAUGUUGACGAGAAGAAGGUGUUGCCUUUCCAACAGCUUAUGACGAGAAAACGCAAGGAUGUCAAGGCCGAAGACAUUAAGGUCAAGGUUUGUGUCUUUGCUUUCGAUCUGCUCUUCCUCAAUGGCGAGGCUCUUGUCAACCAAUCCUUCCGUGAGCGCAGAGUCAAGCUGUACGAGGCCUUCAAAGAGGUCGAGGGCGAGUUUGCCUUUGCUCAAUACGGUGACACCAACGACCUUGAUGCAAUUCAAGUCUUGCUCGAGGACUCGAUCAAAGCCUCUUGUGAAGGUUUGAUGGUGAAGAUGUUGGACGGUCCUGAAUCAUACUACGAGCCUUCGCGCCGCUCGCAAAACUGGUUGAAGGUCAAGAAAGAUUAUCUCGCUGGUGCAGGAGACUCUUUGGAUCUGGUCGUCCUCGGUGCUUACUACGGAAGAGGAAAACGCACAAAUGUUUAUGGUGCAUUCCUUCUCGCCUGCUACAACCAAUCAUCACAGCAAUACGAGACGGUCUGCAACAUCGGCACGGGAUUCUCAGAAGCUCUCCUCGAGUCACUGCAUGAGACGCUCUUACCACUGGUUAUCGACCGCCCCAAGCCCUUCUACAGCCACUCCUCAGGCAACAAAGACCAACCCGACGUCUGGUUCGAGCCUCGCCUGGUCUGGGAGGUCAAGACUGCCGAUCUCACACUGUCACCACGCUACAAGGCUGCAGCUGAUGCGCUGAACGAUCCCAGCGGUAAGGGUGUCAGUCUACGGUUCCCGAGAUACAUCCGCGAUCGUGAUGACAAGAAACCUGAUGAUGCUACUACUGCCAGACAGGUUGCUGAAAUGUACAGGAAGCAAGAGUCUGUGGGUAAGAACAAGGGACCUUCUGUUGAUGACGACUUUGAGUAUUGA